AACAGGUCGUGGUAAGCCUCCGGUUCUGGUGUCGGGCUCGCUGAUCCCUCUUCGCUCCAGGAGAGAGAGGGAAAGAAGGCGAUCUGGGCCGUGCGUGUGUGCAGUAUAGAGAUUUCCUGAUGCUCUAGGACGCCUAGUCAAGGACUCCCUGCUGCCACACUGACACGAUAAUCCUCUGGGACCAGGGCAAGGAAAUGUUAAGAGCACGGAACGACACUCGGUCCCUUUAAAUUCGAUGAGUCCCGCCCAUAUGUCUCCGCCUCAUCUAGAGAAUGCUCCACCCUCCCAUCCACAAGUGACUCCGACGGGAAGACAGUGGGGGCGAGGACGCAAGAGCGGCGGCACAACGGCACAUGAGCAGUGAAAUCCUCAGGGGGGCUGAGGCGCCUUCAGCCCAUUACCAGGAGAAGGUGCGCAUGCGCUACAGUACUUAUUGGCUUCUGCGGAAGCCAUGCCCCGCCCUCGAAUCUUAAAGAGCUAGAAGCAGCUUCGGUUCUCAGGCUCUUUACUGGGCAGGAGUGCGCAGGCGCAGUGGGGAAUUCUUCAGUCGGAAAUAGUCGUCGCGUAUUAAGUUGCUGCUCUGUGUCCCAGCAGAGGAAGCUAGAGUGCCGAUCGUCCGAUCAGCAAUUUGCGCCUUACUAGAUCCACUGGACGAGAAAAGUUUGUGAAUAGGGAGUCCCGAGUUUUGGGAGACUCAGGCUUGCAGCGUAGGGGGACGGAGGAGGCUGGAGGGAGCUCCUACCAUGGAGCCCACUCAGCUUUCAGAUGACCUCAUCCCAAACCAGCAGUCCCCUGCUCCUGAACUUGAGGAUCCUGAGGACCCCAGAGACGAACCCCCAGACAGCUCAGACACUGUGGUCCUCAGUCUGUUCCCUUGCACCCCAGAGGCUGUGAAUCCUGAAUCAGCCAGUGCAUCCUCAUCACAGGGCAGCUUCUUGAAGCACUCAACAACCCUUACAAACCGGCAGCGUGGGAAUGAAGUCUCAGCUCUGCCAGCCACCCUGGAUUCACUGUCCGUCCACCAGCUUGCAGCACAAGGGGAACUGAGCCAACUGAAGGACCAUCUCCGGAAGGGUGACAACCUGAUCAACAAACCAGAUGAACAUGGCUUCACUCCCCUCAUCUGGGCCUCAGCCUUUGGAGAAAUUGAGACAGUUCGCUUCCUGCUAGAUUGGGGUGCUGACCCCCACAUCCUGGCCAAGGAGAGGGAGAGUGCCCUGUCGCUUGCCAGCAUGGGUGGCUACACGGACAUUGUGAGGUUGUUGCUUGAUCGUGACGUGGACAUCAACAUCUAUGACUGGAAUGGAGGGACGCCACUACUCUACGCGGUGCGUGGGAACCAUGUGAAGUGUGUAGAGGCCUUGCUGGCCCGGGGUGCUGACCUCACCACAGAGGCCGACUCUGGCUACACCCCAAUGGACCUCGCAGUGGCCCUGGGAUUCCGCAAAGGGACAUCAGCUCAUGAUAAGGAUGGAAGCCACUCUACGGUACACACAAGACACUCGGAGAUGCUAAUAGCCCCAGUGUAAGUGUAGAUCUUAGUUCUCCCUGCCAGACACACCCUGCCUUGUGGUACUGGGGAGGGGCACUUUGCUGAGGCCACCCCAAACUUCUAUUUCUGUUGCUAUAACAGAAUACAAGAGAUAGGGGUUUUGUUUUUUUAAGUUUUAUUUGGAUUUAUGGUUCUGAAGGCUGGGAAAGCUACAGUUGUGUGGUCACACUGGCUGAGGGUCUGGUAUUGCUCUGACUCAGUGGAUAGCAGGGCAGUGGAGAACAGGCCUCUUCUUAAAACAGCCCCAAGGUAGCUGCACCCCCCCCCCCUGCUGGAACGGUGAAGGGUCACCUCCUGGUGGCUACACUCCUGCUCACAAGGCCUCCAGCCCUGUCUCCUGCUCACCCUGCUCCCACCUCCUCCCACAGUGCAGCCCUGUCUCCUGCUCACAAGGCCUCCAGCCCUGUCUCCUGCUCACCCUGCUCCCACUCCUCCCACAGUGCAGCCCUGUCUCCUGCUCACACCUGCUCCCACCUCCUCCCACAGUGCAACAGGUGAUGGAGAGCCACAUCCUCAGACUGUUCCAGAGCGCUCUGAGGCCUGCGGACCCAGAGUGAAGAUGGCUGCCCACAACUGGCUUGAGGCAGCUCCGGACAGUGGUGGGAAGGUAUCCUCCCCAACAGGAACCAAUAAAUCUGUGCAGAAGUUGAAGGGCUUCUGAUGCCUCCCAGGGGUCUUCCUGGAGGUGGCGCCAAUAGCUUUCACAGUACUUUUUCACCCAGCACCCGCAGGUGGUAGAUGA
This is a messenger RNA of Myodes glareolus (Bank vole), 2294 nucleotides long. RefSeq names its product regulatory factor X associated ankyrin containing protein (gene Rfxank). Gene Ontology annotation, biological process: positive regulation of transcription by RNA polymerase II. Gene Ontology annotation, molecular function: protein binding. The record is from RefSeq and is a predicted model, not a curated record. Gene Ontology annotation, cellular component: nucleus. Lineage: Eukaryota; Metazoa; Chordata; Mammalia; Rodentia; Cricetidae.